AUGAAGCUUCUUCCGGCCGCCCUCGGCCUCGUCCUCCUCCUGCUCGUUCUGAAUCCCAAUGGCGUGGAGGCCCGGCCAGCCCCGGCUGGUGGCCAUCAGAAGAAGGCGUCGAGCGCUACCUUCUUCGUCUUCGGGGAUGACUUCGCCGACAACGGGAACCUUCCUCUGACCGACCCAGUCACCAGGAUGUCGAGGCAAUGGGCCUACCCCUACGGCUCCAACUACAUCGAUGCCGAUGGGUUUCCGCGGCCGAAUACUCCGUCCGGCCGCUUCUCAAACUAUAAAAUCCAGUCGGAUUUCAUCGCAACAAUGCUGGGAUUGGAGGAAGCCCCUCCGGCGCAUGCCCGCACGGCAGAGAAAACCUGCGACCCAUCCGGCAUGACCUUUGCUACCGGUGGUGCAGGCGUGUUGGACAGUACAUCACACGAGGUCCCCGCCCUCGCCAAGCAGAUUAAUGCUUAUAUUGGAAAGGUGACAAAAGAGAUUGCAGCUAAUGUGGAUCAAUUGUUGAAGCUUGGGGUGACAAAGGUUCUUGUCAAUAACUUGCACCCUAUCGGUUGCACGCCAUCACACACCCGAACCAACAACUACACCACGUGUGAUAUUCUUGAAAACUUGGGUGCAUCAAUCCACAACGAUAAUCUGAAACAAGUUAUGGCAUCAAAGAAGAAUGUCUACAUCAUCGACGUGUACACGGCCUUUGCCAAUAUUGUGGAUCAUGCAGCAGGCAAAGGCUCAGAGAUGUCCAAACAAUUCAAGCGCAAACAAUCGCCGUGCUGCGAGACUUUGAAUUCGAAUGGUUACUGCGGACAGCAGGGCGAGUCAUCCGCGGAGCUUCUGUACACAGUGUGUGACAAGUCGAGCAAAUUCUUCUAUUGGGACGACAUGCACCCAACACAUGCAGGAUGGGAAGCUGUCAUGAAACAGUUGGAAAAACCCUUGAGGGAGUUUGUAAACCGAGCGUAG
Messenger RNA from Triticum turgidum subsp. durum (durum wheat), 966 nucleotides. Lineage: Eukaryota; Viridiplantae; Streptophyta; Magnoliopsida; Poales; Poaceae. The record is from the annotation of a GenBank genome assembly.